AUGAACAUUUUCAAAUCUCUUGGAAGAAGCUCAUCCUUCCGAAGUAACAAUGCCGAGAGUUGGCAAAAGAGAGAUGUUGAAUUAUUCUUUGAAAGAAUUGGGCUAGGGCCUCUCACGGACUCGGUCUUUGGAAAGAAUAAUCCUCUUCUCUCAACCAUCGACUCGGGAGAAAAAUUACUCUCUUCUUUUCAGACCAUACGAAGCAAUGCUGAUGCCAUGUUAGAGGCAAGAAAUUCAUGUGCUUCACUCUAUGAUCCAUAUUCUAUUUAUGAUACUGGCAGUUCAAACUCGGAAAACUCUCAAAUGGAUCCGAAGACGACUGAACUUCAAGGCUUGAUUGGUCUCUUUUUACAACCAUCAUCAAGUAGUGGUGGUCGUUCGGGUUCUGUCAUUUCAUCAUCAGUGCCGCCUCAACAAAAUUCUAGCAACUUGAGAGGAACAGGCAAAUUUGAUAAUUUACCAAUACAUUCGAUAGUGAAACAACGUUUGCAAAAUUUGGAUCAAUUAUUAAAAUUAAAAAAGAGCUAUGAAAUGGACAGGAAGCAAGAUCCUAACAAUGAUGAUGCCUCUUCCUCACCGAGUCAAGAAAUGGGAAAAAAGUUUGAUCCCGAAGAUGAAAAUGACUUUUUCAUGUUUCAACAAAAUUUCAUCAUGGAUCACUUGAUUGCCUCUCAAUUUUUCCGAUUGGAACCAAAGAAUGGAACAUCAAAAACAAAUGCUUCACUUUAUAGGAUUAAUGUCAAUGCCAUGAGCGAGUCGAUAUCGUUUAAUGAAAAUCUCACUUUCAAUGAUCUCAGAAAACUUUACAUACAAUUGAAUAAUUUAUAUGAAAAUGCUAAUCAUUUCAAUGAGUCUUUUAUAGAAUUUGAAAAGAAUAAGGGAAGCAAACCUCUCUUUUACACAUCAUCCGAGAAAGGAGGCAUGUUUGAAUCCACCGCUAGCUUUGAGUCUGUCGAGUUUGGAUUUAUUGGAAAUGAUGUCGAUUGUCGAUUACUCACAACCAAGCAAGUCAUUGAAUUCCUUCGAUACAAGAAAAUUGAUCAUAAUUGUUUGAAAAAAGUCAUUGAGGAUAAUUAUAUCGACGGCCAAAUUUUUUCCACGUUACGCCAUCCUUUGGAAUGGAUGGUUCUACUCUUUCCUUCACGAAAUGAGAUUGCAGAAAAAGGGACGAGAAAAAAUAGCCCAAAGCCUCAUCCAUAUCAAGCCUUGUAUAGUUUAGCAUUGGCUAUUAGCAACAUUAUUCGAGUGAUUUGCUCAAACAAGUAUUUAUUGGGGGGAGAACUGAAAGAAUUGAAAGAUUUUCAUUUGUAA
Messenger RNA from Naegleria fowleri, 1311 nucleotides. RefSeq lists its product as uncharacterized. Bases 1 to 1311 code for a protein of 436 amino acids. NCBI's taxonomy places the organism in Eukaryota, Heterolobosea, Eutetramitea, Acrasida, Naegleriidae. The record is from RefSeq and is a predicted model, not a curated record. The transcript has a single exon.